CCUUCAAAGCCAAGAAGAUGGCUGAGUACCCAACCAUUGAGGCGGACCCUGGCCUCAUGCACCUUUCUACUGGCGAUUCCGAUGACGACGGUGAUAAGAAGAACCAGACAGGUGAGGCCAAGGGGAGGGGAGAGGGACGGGGGUGGGGAGAGGGAGAGAAGAUGGCUGAGUACCCAACCAUUGAGGCAAACGCUGACCUCGUGCACCUUUCUACUGGUGAUUCCGACGAUGAGGGCGACAAGAACAAGACAGGUGAGGGGCCCUUCUCCCUCGCGCGCCUGCGCGGCUGGCUGCCCCUCAACGUGUUCCCCGCUGACCUGCGCGUGUGGCGCGUGGGGGAGGGGCAGGAGGCGGGAGUGCUGCUGGCGGAGGUGGCAGAGGGGAAGAUGGAUGCGUUUGCGAGGGAGAAACAGCAGUUCUGGACUGCUGCUGGUGCCGCUGUUGGUGCUGGCGGUAGUGGCGGAACGGGGCUGGCAGCAGCGGGAAUCGGGCCAGUAGCAGUAGGGGCAGUGGGGCCAGCCGGGGCAGUAGCAGGCACAGCAAGCGGAGCAGCUUUUAGUGUGUCAAGCAGUGGGGUGGGGGGACCUGUGGCACCCCAAUUCUCCCAAAUUCCCCAGGUUACUCAUUCCCCUCACGUUCCUCAUGCCCCUCACGUUCCUCAUGCCCCUCAUGCUCCUCAGACGUAUGGUGGCAUGGAACAGCAAGGCACACCCGUUGGCGCUGGGGUUACUGCUGCUGGUGGGGCAGCAGGAGCAGCAGGAAUGGGGAGUGCAGGAGAUGAUGGUGUGGGGGCAAAGGAGAAGGUAGCGGUCAUGGCGCCGACGUCGCGACAUGGAGGAGGCAGUCCACGUGGCGGCAGUCCACGUAGAGGCAGUCCACGUGGCGACACGGAGAGCGUCGCACAUGCGUUUCGCGAAUGCGUGGACGACCCCGUGCGAGGCGUGCGACGGCUGGCGACGAGCCACGCGGCGAUGCAGGUGCAGCGCUGGGCGAUGCUUUCGUACGAGACGGCGAAGAACAAUGUCGGGGCCGUCUGGCGCAAGUACCAAAGCGGGGAGCUCUUUAGCGCGAACACGCUCGAAUCGGUGAAAACAUUCGGUCAUGACCUACUCGCCAGGGCACACGUGCAGGCGGGCAGGGCACACCUCUUCUGCGUGCACUCCCUCUCACGCCUCCCUCCCCCACUCGUCGCUCCCCUCCUCUCCUCUCUCACUCUCCUCCUCCUCUCUCCUCCUCUGGUCCUCCCUCCACUCCCCCACCACCCAAGUCUCCCACUUUGCCCCUCCCUCCUCCCCCUUUUCCUCCCUCUCCACCCACUCCUCCUCCGCUCUCACCGCUCUCAACCCAUCAUCAAGCAUCUUCACCGCAUGCCAGGAGCUGCUAGCAGCACAUGGCAGGGCACUGCCGAUGCUGUGGCUGACGAGGCUCGGCAUGCACGGGAGUGGCAGGUUCGGGACGCGGCGAAGUACAGGUGGAGGGUGCACAGGAGGUGCGGGCGGUGGGGUGCGGUGGAGAGGGGUGAGCUGGCACGAAGGCUGGCGGGGCGGAGGGUGCUGAUGGUGGGGGAUGAGACGAGUGCCAUGCUCUUCCUGUCCCUCCGCAACCACAUGCUCAUGCCGGGAGCGGGAGGGACGGGGGGAGGAGGAGCAGGGGGAGGAGGGGGGAGUGGAAGGGGCGGAGGAGGGGGUGGGUACGAGGGGUUGGAGCAUCGGAUCAUGGUGCGGGAUGAGGUGCCGGAUUUCUGUGCCAGGCUGGACCUGAGGCAGCAGCAGGACUUUCCUGUCUGCACCCAAUUCACGUUCGGCGACUCCGCGUCUGUCCUCUUCGUUCGGGACGACGUCCUCCGAACCUCGCCGCCCAAUACCGACCCUGCAGCUCAGGAUCCGGCUGCCGGACCUGCGGACGCAUCGACCCUCUCGUUGCCCUGGUUCGACCAGAUCAAGCCUAGCGGCAACAACGGCAGCAGUAACAGCGACAUUUCCGUGCUAAUACUGAAUCGCGGAUCGCACUUUGUGGAGGAUGACAGGUUUAUUUCUCAACUGAACGAAACCCUCUUCAAAGUGAGAGCAGCAGCACCGGACCUCCUCAUAAUCUACCGAAGCACGCCGCCCGGCCACGCCCACUGCGACCAGCUGCUUGCACCAAUCGCAGAGCGCCAGGAUCCUUCUGUUUUACCCAACCACUGGGGGGAGUUUGCCGCCCAAAACGAGUGGGCGAAGCGGCUGGUAAGGGCAGUUGGGGGCGUGUUCCUGGAUGUUGACCCUAUGACCGCUUUGAGGCCUGAUGGGCACAUUCGGCCACCAUCUGACUGCCUGCAAUAUUGCCUGCCUGGACCUCCCGAUGAGUGGACCAGAUUGCUGUAUCACAUGCUGUUGGACUUGCUUUGA
This is a messenger RNA of Closterium sp. Yama58-4, 2387 nucleotides long. NCBI's taxonomy places the organism in Eukaryota, Viridiplantae, Streptophyta, Zygnematophyceae, Desmidiales, Closteriaceae. The record is from the annotation of a GenBank genome assembly.